AUGCCGAUUUCUAGAAUUGCUGUUGGAAAUACCUCGGAGUUUAGCCAGGUCGACGCGCUUAAGGCUGCUCUUGCUGAGUUCAUCUCAAUGCUCAUCUUUGUUUUUGCCGGGGAAGGCUCUGGCAUGGCUUUUAAUAAGCUGACAAACAAUGGUUCAGCAACACCGGCAGGGUUAGUGGCAGCGUCACUGUCACAUGCCUUUGCACUUUUUGUUGCUGUCUCAGUUGGUGCAAACAUUUCUGGUGGUCAUGUGAACCCUGCUGUCACCUUUGGUGCCUUUCUUGGAGGCCACAUUACUCUCUUCAGAAGCAUUUUGUAUUGGAUUGCUCAGUUGCUUGGCUCUGUGGCUGCUUGCUUGCUCCUUAAAUUUGCCACUGGUGGAAUGGAAACAUCUGCAUUUGCACUGUCUUCUGGUGUUGGAGCUGGAAACGCUCUAGUGUUUGAGAUUGUGAUGACUUUUGGUUUGGUUUACACGGUGUACGCAACUGCAGUGGAUCCAAAGAAGGGUGACAUUGGGAUAAUUGCUCCAAUUGCCAUUGGUUUCAUAGUUGGUGCUAACAUCUUGGCUGGUGGUGCAUUUGAUGGUGCAUCUAUGAACCCUGCAGUCUCUUUUGGGCCUGCUGUUGUCAGUUGGACUUGGGCUAACCAUUGGGUUUAUUGGGUCGGCCCAUUCUCUGGUGCUGCCAUUGCUGCUGUUCUUUACCAGAUUUUGUUCAUCGCCCCAAACACUCAUCAACAGCUCCCCGUCACUGAUUAUUAG
Messenger RNA from Sphenostylis stenocarpa, 759 nucleotides. The record is from the annotation of a GenBank genome assembly. NCBI's taxonomy places the organism in Eukaryota, Viridiplantae, Streptophyta, Magnoliopsida, Fabales, Fabaceae.